CGCAGUCAACAUGGGCACCGAUAUGCUGGAACUUGACUGCCAUUUAACCAAGGAUGAACAAGUGGUGGUGUUGCACGACAGGAAUCUGAAGCGGUCGACCGGGGUGGACGUCAAUAUAGCCGACCUCAAAUACUCAGAACUCCCUCCGUAUCUCUACAAGUUGGAUGUCACUUUCCAGAGAGAAUGCCCGUGUGAAGGUGAAGACAAACGCAUCCCUCUCCUUCAAGAGGUGUUUGAGGCCUUUCCCCACACGCCAGUCAACAUCGACAUCAAAGUGAACAAUGACCAGCUGAUUAAGAAGGUUUCCGAAUUGGUUCGCUCGUAUAAACGAGAACAUUUGACGGUUUGGGGCAGCGUCAGCCACGAGGUUGUGGAAAAGUGUCACAAAGAGAACAGCCACAUCCCCAUCCUGUUCUGCUUGCGCCGUGUCCUUCUUCUCCUCGGUCUCUUCUACACUGGCCUUCUUCCUUUCUUUCCCAUCACGGAGGACUUUUUGGAGAUCCCCAUGCCGUCCAUCUUCCUCAAACAGAAAGACUCAGAGAAGAUUUCAAGGAGCCAGCGAUUCACCAUAUGGCUUAUUGACGUAUUGUUAAUGAGGAAAUCCUUAUUUGACCACCUCACUGCUCGGGGAAUUCAGGUCUACAUCUGGGUGCUCAACGAAGACCACGAAUACAAGCGGGCCUUCGACCUGGGGGCCACCGGGGUGAUGACCGACUACCCUACCAAGCUGAAGGCAUUCCUCCACACCUAUCCGGCUUGAAGGCCAGGAAAAGCCGCUGUGGCUUCUUCGGAGGAGAAGAGCGGAAGAGACCAAACCUUGGAGUCCCACGGAGGUCCACCCUUCGAU
Messenger RNA from Protobothrops mucrosquamatus (brown spotted pit viper), 847 nucleotides. It is a transcript of the gene GDPD1, whose product is annotated as glycerophosphodiester phosphodiesterase domain containing 1. Gene Ontology annotation, biological process: glycerophospholipid catabolic process; N-acylethanolamine metabolic process. The record is from RefSeq and is a predicted model, not a curated record. The transcript has 8 exons. Gene Ontology annotation, cellular component: endoplasmic reticulum membrane. Lineage: Eukaryota; Metazoa; Chordata; Lepidosauria; Squamata; Viperidae. Gene Ontology annotation, molecular function: phosphatidylcholine lysophospholipase A1 activity; phosphoric diester hydrolase activity. The annotation marks the transcript as partial.